Molecule: messenger RNA, 648 nt
Organism: Lottia gigantea (owl limpet)
Lineage: Eukaryota; Metazoa; Mollusca; Gastropoda; Lottiidae
Exons: 1
Source: RefSeq, a predicted model, not a curated record
AUCUCUAGUGUAAAUAUUGAACUAUGUUUUAUCUCUAGAGUAAAUAUUGAACUAUGUUUUAUCUCUAGUGUAAAUAUUGAACUAUGUUUUAUCUCUAGAGUAAAUAUUGAACUAUGUUUUAUCUCUAGUGUAAAUAUUGAACUAUGUUUUAUCUCUAGAGUAAAUAUUGAACUAUGUUUUAUCUCUAGUGUAAAUAUUGAACUAUGUUUUAUCUCUAGAGUAAAUAUUGAACUAUGUUUUAUCUCUAGUGUAAAUAUUGAACUAUGUUUUAUCUCUAGAGUAAAUAUUGAACUAUGUUUUAUCUCUAGUGUAAAUAUUGAACUAUGUUUUAUCUCUAGAGUAAAUAUUGAACUAUGUUUUAUCUCUAGUGUAAAUAUUGAACUAUGUUUUAUCUCUAGUGUAAAUAUUGAACUAUGUUUUAUCUCUAGAGUAAAUAUUGAACUAUGUUUUGUCUCUAGAGUAAAUAUUGAACUAUGUUUUAUCUCUAGAGUAAAUAUUGAACUAUGUUUUAUCUCUAGAGUAAAUAUUGAACUAUGUUUUAUCUCUAGAGUAAAUAUUGAACUAUGUUUUAUCUCUAGAGUAAAUAUUGAACUAUGUUUUAUCUCUAGAGUAAAUAUUGAACUAUGUUUUAUCUCUAGAGUAAAUAUU